AUGUCACCCUGUUUCCCUGGUGGAAAUAGGCCUGGGAUCCCUGGUGGCAAGAAGCCUGGUAUACCUGGUGGCAAGAAGCCUGGUACCCCUGGUGGCAAAAAGCUUGGAGUCCCUGGUGGCAAAAGGCUUGGGACCCCUGGUGGCAAUAGGCCUGGGAUCGUUGGAGCCCCCGGUGGCAAAAAGCUUGGAGUCCCUGGUGGCAAAAGGCUUGGGACCCCUGGUGGCAAUAGGCCUGGGAUCGUUGGAGCCCCCGGUGGCAAAAAGCUUGGAGCUCCUGGUGGCAAGAAGCUUGGGGCCCCGGGUGGCAAUAGGCCUGGGAUUGUCGGAGAGGGCGAGGGUGGCACAUCCGCCAGCACAGUUGCAGCACAUGCUGCCAUUAGCAGUAGUGAAAAUAUUGCUCGAGCUUCUCUAGACAUGGUCGGAGAAAGGGAAGCUAGAUUGGCUCUGUGGCAUGUUGGAGAGAGGGUAAGAGGAUUUAUAGAAGAGCAAUGA
This is a messenger RNA of Prunus armeniaca (apricot), 492 nucleotides long. The record is from the annotation of a GenBank genome assembly. NCBI's taxonomy places the organism in Eukaryota, Viridiplantae, Streptophyta, Magnoliopsida, Rosales, Rosaceae.